Molecule: messenger RNA, 1017 nt
Organism: Phalaenopsis equestris
Lineage: Eukaryota; Viridiplantae; Streptophyta; Magnoliopsida; Asparagales; Orchidaceae
Exons: 1
Coding region: 306-794 (162 amino acids)
Source: RefSeq, a predicted model, not a curated record
AGAUUUCAGAUUAAAAAAUAAAUGGCAAGAUUCUGCCUUGGAAACAACUUUCUUGUUUGCGCUCUCUCUUCCACAUCAAAAAAUCUGAUACGACUGCAUAAAGAAUUCUGAUUCUUUCAUUGAAUGAUUGACUAAUUAUCCGUUUGCAUAAAUUUGAUAUUUCUUUAUUUAUAGUGGCAAUGCAUUACUAUUUUCUUCCACAACUUGUGAACUCCUUCUGGUUGCAGCUAAAACAAUUCCAUGGAGCCAUGUUACUGAAAGUACUAUAAAAGCUAAGUCUAUGAUUUUAGCCAUGUGUUGAAAUAAUGACAACCAAUGCUUCCUUCAUCACCUCUCCUUUAUCUCUGCCCUUCACUUCUGACUUGUCUCUUCUGACAUCUCUCUGCUAUUUUAAUUCCAUUUGGCCAUGUUCUUGCUCCUGUAUGAUUUACCCAAGUUCCUUCAUUCCUUCAGCCACAGAAAUGGGCAUUCGAUGUGUCCUUCAGGGUUCCUGGCGAUGCAACUACCGGAGGCUGAUCAGUGCCGGUGAGAAUGCAAAGACACAGAGAAGGUGGCUGAGGAGAAUUGAUGGCAAAGUUUUUGGUCUUCGGUUGAAAUCUAGCAAGAGAUUAAAGUGGAGAUGUUUUUCAUCGGUUUUAAUGCAGAGGAAGAUUGCUGAGAUCUGUUCAGAUAUGAAGAAAAAGGUUAAACUGAAUGGUGCUAUAGUUCCUACCAUAUUUUUCCCUUCACAGUGGGGAAUUCCUAUUCUGUCAAAUCCUUCUGAAUUUCACAGGAAGCAGUCUAUUUAUUUUUGAUAGAAAGUUCAUUUGAAAUGCAGACAUGUUGUCUUGCUUCUCUCAACUUUUCUGUCAUUGCCUUAUUGUCUGUCAUUUGCUGCAUGGGUUUGCUACGUUUAGCAAAAUGUUUUGGUCAGAACAUUGUGAACUUGAUGGUCGAGGUUUUCUUAUUUUUUUGUCAAUUCCUUUUUUAUAUAGCUGGGUGGAAUUUUGUUUUCUUGAACCACUUCGUAUCUCUUGG